ACGUCCAGCCGCCCAAGGUGCGGCUGUGCGUGCACUGCCUGCAGGCCGUGCUGCCCCGCAAGCCCCCGGCCCGCAUGGAGGCCCGCACGCACCUCCAGCUCGGCUCCGUCCUCUACCACCACACCCGCAACGGCGACCAGGCCCGCGGGCACCUGGAGAAGGCGUGGCUGAUAUCCCAGCAGAUCCCCCAGUUUGAAGAUGUGAAGUUUGAGGCAGCCAGUUUGCUGUCAGAGCUCUACUGCCAGGAGAAUUCCGUGGACACGGCCAAGCCCCUGCUGCGCAAAGCCAUCCAGAUCUCCCAGCAGACUCCCUACUGGCACUGCAGGCUGCUCUUCCAGCUGGCUCAACUGCACACGCUGGAGAAGGAUUUGGUGUCGGCCUGCGACCUGCUGGGCGUGGGGGAGUCCACGGCUCGCGUGGUGGGCUCCGAGUACACAGCCCUGUUUCUGCUCAGCAAGGGGAUGCUGCUGCUGAUGGAGAGGAAGCUGCAGGAGGUUCACCCGCUGCUGACGCUGUGCGGGCAGAUCGUGGAGAACUGGCAGGGCAAUCCCAUCCAGAAGGAAUCCCUCAGGGUCUUCUUCCUGGUCCUGCAGGUCACACAUUACCUGGAUGCCGGCCAGGUGAAGAGCGUGAAGCCGUGCCUGAAGCAGCUGCAGCAGUGCAUCCAGACCAUCUCCACCCUGCACGACGACGAGAUCCUGCCCAGCAACCCCGCCGACCUCUUCCACUGGCUGCCCAAGGAGCACAUGUGUGUGCUGGUCUACCUGGUGACAGUGAUGCAUUCCAUGCAGGCAGGCUACCUGGAGAAGGCUCAGAAGUACACGGACAAAGCCCUCAUGCAGCUGGAGAAGCUCAAAGUGCUGGACUGCAGCCCCAUCCUGUCCUCAUUCCAAGUGAUUCUGUUGGAGCACAUCAUCAUGUGCAGGCUGGUCACGGGACACAAAGCUACAGCCCUGCAGGAGAUCUCCCAGGUGUGCCAGCUGUGCCAGCAGUCGCCCAGGCUCUUCUCCAACCACGCUGCCCAGCUGCACACGCUCCUGGGUCUCUACUGCAUCUCUGUCAACUGCAUGGAUAAUGCAGAAGCACAAUUCACUACAGCACUGAGGCUCACAACGCACCAGGAGCUGUGGGCGUUCAUUGUCACCAACCUGGCCAGCGUCUACAUCCGCGAGGGCAACCGGCACCAGGAGCUCUACAGUUUAUUGGAAAGGAUAAAUCCCGACCACAACUUCCCAGUGAGUUCCCACUGUCUGCGGGCUGCAGCGUUCUACAUCCGAGGGCUCUUCUCCUUUUUCCAGGGAAGAAUAACAACGAGGCCAAGUGAGUCCAAGCGCUUUUUGCGGGAGACGCUGAAGAUGUCGAACGCCGAGGACCUGAACCGCCUGACGGCGUGCUCGCUGGUGCUGCUGGGCCACAUCUUCUACGUGCUGGGCAACCACAGGGAAAGCAACAACAUGGUGGUGCCAGCCAUGCAGCUGGCCAGCAAGAUCCCAGACAUGUCCGUGCAGCUCUGGUCCUCUGCCCUGCUCCGGGACCUGAACAAGGCGUGUGGCAAUGCCAUGGAUGCCCACGAGGCCGCCCAGAUGCACCAGAACUUCUCCCAGCAGCUGCUCCAGGACCACAUCGAGGCCUGCAGCCUCCCCGAGCACAACCUGAUCACGUGGACGGAUGGACCCCCCCCAGUCCAGUUCCAGGCCCAGAACGGCCCCACCACCAGCCUGGCCAGUCUGCUGUGAAUUCCAGCAAAACUCCAGGAAAAUUCCUGGAAAAACUCCAGGAAAACUCCAGGAUAUCCACCAACAACAUCCCGUGAGGGGGGGGAAAAAACAAAGCGUCAAAAACUUGGGAAAAGAAACAAAAAAAAUCCAUGGAAAAGCUUCCGAAUUCCCUCUGGUAGAGAGAAAAACCCAGGAAUUUUCCAGGGAUUCCCAGAGCCUCCGGAGCUGCUUUUCCAGGUGGGAAUGCCCAGGUGAAUGCCAAGGUUGGAUCCUGCAGGGAAUC
Molecule: messenger RNA, 2001 nt
Organism: Melozone crissalis (California towhee)
Lineage: Eukaryota; Metazoa; Chordata; Aves; Passeriformes; Passerellidae
Gene: MAU2
Product: MAU2 sister chromatid cohesion factor
Biological process (GO): mitotic sister chromatid cohesion; maintenance of mitotic sister chromatid cohesion
Cellular component (GO): chromatin; SMC loading complex
Molecular function (GO): protein binding; double-stranded DNA binding
Source: RefSeq, a predicted model, not a curated record